AGCGCCCCGAUUUCUUGCUGACGAGACGAGGCACCGCGAAAAGCUCACCAUUCUUCCACCGAUCCUCGAAUCCCAGGAAGGACACCAAGAUGGCUGAGCAGCUCAUCCUCAAGGGCACCCUGGAGGGCCACAAUGGCUGGGUCACCAGCUUGGCCACGUCGAUGGAGAACCCCAACAUGCUUCUCUCCGGCAGCCGAGACAAGACCCUGAUCAUCUGGAACCUCACCCGCGAUGAGACCCAGUACGGCUACCCCAAGCGGUCGCUGCACGGCCACUCUCACAUUGUCUCCGACUGCGUGAUCUCGUCAGACGGUGCCUAUGCCCUCUCCGCUUCCUGGGACAAGACCCUGCGCCUGUGGGAGCUCUCGACCGGCACGACCACGCGCCGGUUCGUCGGCCACACCGGCGACGUCCUGUCGGUCUCCUUCUCGGCCGACAACCGCCAGAUCGUCUCGGGCUCCCGCGACCGAACCAUCAAGCUGUGGAACACCCUGGGUGACUGCAAGUACACCAUCACCGACAAGGGCCACACCGACUGGGUUUCGUGCGUCCGCUUCUCGCCCAACCCGCAGAACCCCGUGAUCGUCUCGUCCGGUUGGGACAAGCUGGUCAAGGUCUGGGAGCUUGCUAGCUGCAAACUGCAGACGGACCACAUCGGUCACACCGGCUACAUCAACACCGUCACCAUCUCCCCCGAUGGAUCUCUGUGCGCCUCCGGCGGCAAGGACGGUACCACGAUGCUGUGGGAUCUUAAUGAGAGCAAGCACCUGUACUCGCUCAAUGCCAACGACGAGAUCCAUGCCCUUGUCUUCUCGCCCAACCGGUACUGGCUCUGCGCUGCUACUGCCAGCAGCAUCAUCAUCUUCGACUUGGAGAAGAAGAGCAAGGUCGACGAGCUCAAGCCCGAGUUCCAGAACGUCGGCAAGAAGAGCCGCGAGCCCGAGUGCGUCAGCCUGGCGUGGAGCGCCGAUGGCCAGACCCUCUUCGCCGGUUACACCGACAACAUCAUCCGCGCCUGGGGUGUCAUGUCGAGGGCGUAAGAGGUGUCAGUGCGGAGGUGUCCGGGGCCGGGGACGGGGCAGAGACAGUUGGCCGGGGGGGCGGGAUUUGCAUCGCUUCGCUGCGCAGGAGGCCGGGAAGGGGCGUGUGGUGCGCUCCGGGGCUCUUUCGACGGAUUCCAUGGUGGGGGCGUACAUCGGACUGCUUGUCUCGCUUUUGGUCUCUUUCAUGGAAAGGAAUGAAAGACGGGGUCUGGGAAAAAUGCGUCAUCUAGUCACGGCAGCCCUCGCCGCGGAUGUGGUCUGCGGCGAGAUGGCAGAUGGGUAUAAAUUCAGCAUCCCCAUGAACCAA
Thermothielavioides terrestris NRRL 8126 is the source of this 1350-nucleotide messenger RNA. RefSeq lists its product as uncharacterized. Gene Ontology annotation, biological process: positive regulation of protein phosphorylation; rescue of stalled cytosolic ribosome. Gene Ontology annotation, molecular function: translation regulator activity; ribosome binding; protein kinase C binding. NCBI's taxonomy places the organism in Eukaryota, Fungi, Ascomycota, Sordariomycetes, Sordariales, Chaetomiaceae. The record is from RefSeq and is a predicted model, not a curated record. Gene Ontology annotation, cellular component: nucleus; cytosol. The transcript is spliced from 5 exons. Bases 90 to 1040 code for a protein of 316 amino acids.